Penaeus monodon (black tiger shrimp) is the source of this 441-nucleotide messenger RNA. RefSeq names its product extensin-like. Lineage: Eukaryota; Metazoa; Arthropoda; Malacostraca; Decapoda; Penaeidae. The record is from RefSeq and is a predicted model, not a curated record. The transcript has 4 exons. The coding region runs from base 1 to 441 and encodes 146 amino acids.
AUGGAUUUGUUCUCUCGCACCCACAAACACAGAUCCAGAUUGAGCUCCCAUUCCCUAGAGCAGCACACCCUUCCCCUGUCACCGUCUUCUGAGUUCACGCGCGUCUCGCCCCGCCCUUUCCAGUCCAAGGCGUUGGAGACCGAAGACGCCGCUGCCGGAGGGACGCCAGUGUCACGGGAGAAAGAGCAACAUCACCACAAGGUUUCCAGUCCCCCCAAAGAGUUUCCCCAGUCCCCAAGAGCCCCCAGUCCCCAAAGUUCCCCAGCCCCACCAAAGAGCUUCCCAGCCCACAAGAGUUCCCAGUCCCCAAGAGCUUCAGUCCCCAAGAGUUCCCCAGUCCCCCAAGAGCUCCCGGAUCCCGCCAAGAGCCAACAGCGACCGGAGACCACAUCAGCAUCAUGCGCUUUUCCUUUGGUUUCGUCUUCACUGCGGUCUGGGUAA